CUCGCCUGUCGCACAAAAUUUCUCUCCAGCCUGCGGAUCACAUCUCGUUCUCCUUUCCUACAUUCGUCGCCUGCAUCCGCCUAACUGAUCCCCCCUCCCCCCACUCCCCCGCUUCUGCUUCUCCGUACUCGCUCACAUCUCGUCAUACCUAUCGCUCACCCUUCAGGCCUUUCUAAACGCUCAGAAACGGCCCGCUGUUCAUUGAACCCAUACCGAUCAAACCCCCGUUUAUGCAAUCAGGAUCAUCAACAGAUAACCUCGUGCCUCUUCCGAACCUCUCUCUAGCGUCUCCAACCAACAACUCGCAAUAUGGCUCAGGUUCAGCUGUCUUUGGUGGUUCCCACCCUCCCGACGGCAGCGAUGUCGGCGGUAGCGGGGGAGGAGGCCGAGGCGGAGGCGCGUUAGAUUCUGCGCAGAACGGAGAGCACACUCCCCGCUCGGACAAGGCCAACCGGAUUGCGCGAUACGAUGUAGCGAAUGCAGUACAGUUCACCGUUACCAGGACCGACUGGACUGGGAAGUCGUCGAGUCCGAUCUCUCGAUUUCCCAAUGAGGUUCUGAUCCACGUCCUGUCGUUCCUCGAGCCUUCGGCGCUUCUGGCUGCGUCUCUGAUAUCGAAACGAUUCUACGCCAUGGUCAACUCGCCGGAUGCGUGGCGCUCGGCGUUUGUUCGCUUCUUUCCGCUUCCGAGUGCACAGUUGGACGACCGUGUUUCACCUUCACAACUCGCUUCUCAAGAUAGGCGGUACUUCACGCGGCUAUCGGCGACCGAUUCUGGCGGCAACUUCUGGAGGAAAGAGUAUAUGCAAAGGACCCGGCUGCUUCGGAGUCUGAGCAGAGGAAAGUCGCAGGGUUAUGGCGUCUCGAACAAGCAGAACGGUGGGAACUUGGUGGUUACAUAUCGCUCUUCGACAGGACCAUUGAGCGUCAGCCAUAUGGCGGCAAACUUCUCUGAAGCUGGGGUCCGGGCGGUGCAUGCUUGUCUCGAAACUCGGUUUGUGACAGACAGCGACCCUACAAGAGGAAUGGUGUUGCACAGUGCAGCAAUCCCUCUUGCGCCCCGGCACAUCCAGCAGUACCAUCCUGAUUACGAGGUCGCCGUCGACAUGAACGUCAAUCAUGUCAUGGAUCUCUCGGAAUCGCUAGGAUGGAUCAUGGGCGAAAAUGUCCCGGACGGCAAAUGCUAUCUUCAGCCAUUCGAUAACCUUAACAUGCGCGACCGGAAUCCCAUCGAUCCUCAGAACGCGGAUUAUAUUCAAGCUGGAAACUACGGACACAACCCAUCAGUUACUUGCGUCUGGAUCGCGAAGAAGCGCAGUGGCGGUGUCCGUGACAGUACCAGGGCUUCCGCUAUGGUCGGCAAUUCUAGAGGAUACCUCCGUAUAUUUUCGAUCGAACCCAAUAAAAGCAAAUUUGCUAGAGGCGAGACCAGAGGAAGCGAACAUAUCCGGGAGCAAAUUGGAGUGUACUGCAUAUCUCCGGGAAUACCAAUCGUACAAAUCAAAGUGGACGAGGACUUCUCUCCCGGGACGGCCAAGUACGUGAGGAGGCCUUGGGUUGCCGUGAUCAACGCAUUGGGGGAAAUCUACUACCUUCGCGGCAAGCCUGGGAAUUCUUCAAUCGACGACUGGAAGAUCAUCCCACAGACGACCCGAAUCGCAACACCUAUGCAUGAUGACAUCUUUUUCGGGCUCGGUGAAGGACUGCUCGACAAGCCCGAAGAGAUGGAACAAUUGCUGCUGAACAUGGAGUAUUCUCGCAUCAAAUGUCUGUGGGAAGGAUGCCGGAUGGACUGGUUCAUGGAAAUGGAUUGGGCCGGCGGUAACGUCAUCACCGGGAGGACUGGAAGCCAGAGCAACUUGGAUGGAGCUUUGACCCACAAGGCAGACAUACCUUUAACGAGUUACCACCUGCGACAAGCGUGGGCGACCAAGCCGGAGAGUUUCGUCCGCGAUAUUCGAAGUGGGAAUCCGGAGAAGCAAUCUCCCUUUGGAGGUUGCCUAAACGGAUCCGGCAGCGUUUCGCCAUCGACCGAGUUAUCGGAAGAUGGAAUUGAAACCCCCGACCAAAAGGACGACUGGAUUGCUACCGAAAUGCGCAUUCCGGGUGGACUGUUUACUCGAAUCACGGCAUACAGUAUCGACAAUUCCCCUAUCUCCAGGCUCGCCCCCACCGAAGAUAGUAUGCAGCAGCAGAGAUUGCCAGGAGGAAGUGCCCGACUCUUUGCUGUCGGAACCAACAAUGGGUCAAUUUUUGUCUUCAACAUAAGGCCCGCAGCAAACGGGCGUCCCAUCCGGAUCAUCCACACAGACAGUCCGCAGAUCACCACGCUCGCUGUCUCCUCACUGCUCGUAGUCCACGGCGGAGACGACGGCUUAGUACAAGCCUGGGAUCCACUCGGAUCGACGAGUGCCCCCGUGCGAACGCUUCACUCCAGGUUCUCGGCCAGGGCACGGCGCAGGUUGGAGCAAAACGUCGGCGUCAUAAUCCAAGACAACCAGUUCGCUGCUCGAUGUCUGGUGCUCGAUCCGGACCCGACAGCCCUCCGUGGUGUUGUGGCGCUCGGUACGCUCAUCCGCUACUGGAGCCUCUCGACCAAGGAUUUCAACCCGGGCAAGAAGGGAAAGAAGGUUGGUGGAGUGGGCAGACGCGGUGGAACGCCCAAUUGGAACAACGGAAAGGCCGGGGUUCGAGACGUAAUCGUUGGCGAUUCAUUGGCGUUGCAGAAGGAAAGAGAACUGGAAUGGCGGGCGGCGGAAGAACUCGAGAAGCGCUACGGCAUCGGUAUCGGCCACGCCGCGCUCAGCGAGGAGGAGAUGCUCGCAUACGCCAGCAUGGUCUCGCAGGAAACCUUCGAGCGGGAAUCCUCCAACCGCAGCGACGUCGGCAGCAGCCUCAGCGGGCGCAGCUCCCAGACCAUUACGCCCGAGGGCUCCCUGAGAAGCUUCAGCCACGAGGAAGGAGACGAUGAUUUCCAGCGCGCUUUACGACUCAGCCUCCAGGACGUUGAGGUCAGCAAGAUGGAAGACCCGGGACCCGCGGAAGAAGAACUGUGGGAGGACCCUUCGCUGUUUACGGAGUCGACCGCUACUGCGGGACCGAGCAACUCCUACCCCGCACGCCUCCCGCCCUCGUUGGCUGCUAGUCCGAUGCCCCGUGGAUCACCGAAGAAGGGCGGCCGCGUCAAGGUGCCCAUCAGUGAACUUGCCCAGUGGUCUGCCCCCAUUGCCGCCCACACAGGCGACGAGUUUGAGGAUGAUCUGGAGCUCGCUAUCAGGUUGAGUUUGCAGGAGUAUGAGCAGGCGCAGGCGCAUGGGAAGGGGAAGGGGAGGGCUUGAGCGGGU
Molecule: messenger RNA, 3344 nt
Organism: Tricharina praecox
Lineage: Eukaryota; Fungi; Ascomycota; Pezizomycetes; Pezizales; Pyronemataceae
Exons: 3
Coding region: 231-3338 (1035 amino acids)
Biological process (GO): proteasome-mediated ubiquitin-dependent protein catabolic process
Cellular component (GO): cytosol; proteasome regulatory particle, base subcomplex; nucleus
Molecular function (GO): polyubiquitin modification-dependent protein binding
Source: RefSeq, a predicted model, not a curated record